Messenger RNA from Penaeus monodon (black tiger shrimp), 834 nucleotides. RefSeq lists its product as uncharacterized. The record is from RefSeq and is a predicted model, not a curated record. Lineage: Eukaryota; Metazoa; Arthropoda; Malacostraca; Decapoda; Penaeidae.
UCUCCUAUGUUUCCCAAUCUUUAGUUGCGUCUCGGAAAGUUUCAGACUUUUACAAACAAGGUGUAUUUUCGAGUGACAGGGCUUGCUUAGAUUUGUUCCAUGGUUGCUUGGUACUUGCACUGCUACUCUUCGUUACAGAAUUCACAUUAGUGGCGGCUUAGCCCCGCCAAAAACUAUUUUGACUGAAUGAUGUUUUAAGUAGAUCGGCCGUCGACUCCAUGACCCUCUGUAAAAAGCUGUUGAGGCUAUCAAAGCCAAUUGUAGAAUAUUAUUCUUGUAUUAAUUUCUUUGUUUAUUGUUACAUUUAUCACUGUUGAUAACAGACUGUAGAACUUGUCCACUUUAUCUACUGGCAAUAACACGUUAACCUUUUUCUAUAAUUGAAACAAAAGCUGUAUUAAAUGAAUUGUGCUUGAGUGGAGGAGGCAAAGAGCAAGUAUAGUCAUUGUCGUGUUUGCCCCUGUUAAAUGUUUCCGGGAAACUACGUCAAUGCCUUCGGAGAUUACCCCACGGGGAAUCCCCGUUCUUUGAAAGUAAGCUUGACACAUCUGACGGAAGGAGCCGCAGUGCUACACACACCACCUCGGCAAGUUGUGAGAGGCAGCCGUGUAUCAGUAUUUCAAGUGUUUUCCGGUUUAUCUUAGUGAUAAUAAUUGAAAAUGUGCAUGCUGAUCUUCUUUCGACCAAGCUUCGUGGCCUGUACAACAAGGAGUUUGUCCCUUGGCAUCGGCCUGGUCGGCUUGAUUAUCUCCGUGAUAUUUAUUGCUCUGACAUCCUUCAUGCUGCACGCAAGUAUCAAUGAGAACUACGAGCAGAAUUUCCUGCCCUUAAAAG